AUCAAGUUAUCAGAACAGCUCUGAGUAGCUUCUUCUGAAACGCAGUUCGCGCUACUUCCUUAUCAGUCACUUGCUACGUGACUUAAAUUACAUUUAUAUAUGUGUUGAUCCGCGUUUAUGUAGGCGCAUCUGUGAAUCACAUAAAAUCCCAUUUUUGUUUUUAAGGAAUCCAUAUUCUCAAACAAAGAACAGCAGUGAAAUGUGCCUAAUCAUCUACCUUUGCAUGCUGACUGUUGUAAUAGGCACGUCAGCAUCUUCUUUGACUAAUCGGUUGGAGCUCACACAUCCACGACAAGCUCUAAGGCCGGAUGUACAAGCGCACUUAGACGGGCUUUCAUCGGAAAAAUGGCAGGAGCUCGUAAGUUCAGGCUUGGACUCGAUCAACAGACAAAAAAGACUGGAGGAAAAUCUUCUCAGAUCAGAUAUUACUGUCCGAAACGGAAGUCUCUCACAUGUGCAGCUUCUGGACACAUUGCCCAACAACGCAUCAAAGGAAGACAGCGAAAUUGCCCUAAAGAUCCUCAAGUCUAGUCUGUUCGUCUAUAACACCCAGUGUCUGCCCCAUGAGAUUGAAGGUGACGAGUGUCGAACAUAUCUGGAAAACAAGCCACUCCCUGAAGGAAGCGUUCUUCGAUCCGAAUGUCUUAAGCUGCUGAAAAGCAAAAGGUACGGUCAUCAUGCAUACAGGAGGCUGCUUGUCCACCACUACAAGAACGGAUUCUAUGAGAUUUUUACCGAGGAUCGAUUGCCGGCUGCAUGGUCUAUUAGUAUGGGACUUUAUGAACCCGACAACAUUCAGAAGGUGAAACAGAAGGCGCGCGACCAAGCAAAUGGAGACCUUAAUUUGGGAAUAGCGCAAUGGGCGCAGUUUGUGGAACACGAUCUUAGCAAGCCCGUUUCACAAUCUAUGAGCAAUGGAUCUCCGAUAGAGUGUUGUAACCGUGAUCAAAAUAAACUUCAACCAAGACACAAUCAUCCGGCCUGUGCGCCAAUUAUAUCCCAGGUCAGCGGGAAUUACGGCAGGCCAAACUGUCUAAAUUAUGUAAGGAGCGCCCUUGCGGUCGGACCGACUUGCAACUUUGGCGGCGCUGAACAGCUAAACCAGGCCACAGCAUACUUGGAUUUGUCCCAACUAUAUGGCUUCACGCCUAUAGCCGAGAGGAAGAUGAGAACAUUCGUUCGCGGAACACUGAAGUCAACAUCCAAUGGUUCACACCUAAAUGACCUUCUGCCAAUGACCGCCGAUACGGACGACGAGGGACACUCGUUCUGUGCAUGGGGGGCAAGUGCAAAUGCAACAUGUUUUGCGGCAGGCGACUCUCGGGUUAACAGCAAUCCUUACUCCAUAUUGGUUUACACAAUCUUCAUGCGCAACCAUAACCGCCUUGCCGCCGAGCUGCUGGUGCGAAAUCCAGACUGGAGCGAUGAGCAGCUUUUUCAGUCGGCCAAGACCGUGAAUGUGGAUAUCUACCGACGCGUGAUCAUGAGGGAGUGGCUGCCGGAAGUGCUCGGAUCGCGACUGGCCUCAGAGGUACUGGCUACGUCUCCACCAAUCAGUCGCCAAAACGCUCCUGAGAUAUCUAACGAGUUCGGAGUGGCUGCCAGCCGCUUCUACUUCUCGAUGCUACCCAACGAGCUCCAUAACCUGGUCAAAAAUGGUGACGAUGACUAUGUUCGAAACAAAGUGCUGCCUCCAACUAACCUUUUCGUGCUGAAAGAUGAAAUUUUCAGACCCCGACUUCAGUACACGGCAAAAAAGCUAGACGAAAUCCUUUAUAGUGUACUCAAUCAGCGUGCCAUGAAAAUGGAUUCCUCAUAUGCGGGUGAUGUCGUUUGGCACGAGAGCACGAAACCAACACAUGCUGAUAUUCUAGCCUUCGAUGUUCAGCGAGGCAGGGACCACGGUCUCCAACCCUAUUAUAAAUACUUGGAACUGUGCAGCCACAUUAAACAAGUGACAGACUGGAGUGAUUUCGAACAAUUUAUACCCAAAAAUGUGUUGGAUAAGCUAAAAAACAUAUAUGCUAGCUGGACUGACGUGGACCUAAUUGUGGGCGGUAUUGCAGAGCGGCCUUUGAACGGAACUGUCGGUGCCACCUUCAGCUGCAUACUUUCCGAGCAAUUUGCGAAGGUGCACCAGCGACAUCUGCAAGAACCAGAUCUCCCGCCCUGGGCCGCUUCGUUGUUGGAGGAGUAUCGUUACAUGAACGGGAGCAAGCUCUUGUGCCUCAACUCUGAAUUGAGGGCCACGCCGCAGAACAUCUUCCAGUUGCCUUCCGCAAGCAAUCUACUGAUCGAUUGCGACAAUGUGGUCUAACGGAUGGCACAAAAAGAGUUGCCCCCGAGCAUCCGGAUGAUUUAAGAUGUUGUUACUAAGCUCGUAUAAUCAUGAACUAUGUAUUUUGAUACUUUUAAUGGACCUAUACGUAUGAAACAGGACCUAUAUCUAAAA
Drosophila persimilis is the source of this 2452-nucleotide messenger RNA. Its product is annotated as peroxidase. The record is from RefSeq and is a predicted model, not a curated record. The coding region runs from base 200 to 2317 and encodes 705 amino acids. Gene Ontology annotation, molecular function: heme binding; peroxidase activity. The transcript is spliced from 11 exons. Lineage: Eukaryota; Metazoa; Arthropoda; Insecta; Diptera; Drosophilidae. Gene Ontology annotation, biological process: response to oxidative stress.